Messenger RNA from Lytechinus variegatus (green sea urchin), 4084 nucleotides. RefSeq lists its product as uncharacterized. NCBI's taxonomy places the organism in Eukaryota, Metazoa, Echinodermata, Echinoidea, Temnopleuroida, Toxopneustidae. The record is from RefSeq and is a predicted model, not a curated record. The transcript is spliced from 5 exons. Bases 1 to 3474 code for a protein of 1157 amino acids. Gene Ontology annotation, biological process: regulation of transcription by RNA polymerase II. Gene Ontology annotation, molecular function: RNA polymerase II transcription regulatory region sequence-specific DNA binding; DNA-binding transcription factor activity, RNA polymerase II-specific. Gene Ontology annotation, cellular component: nucleus.
AUGUCGCAAAUCAAAGAAGUAAAUGGUAUAUGGAUGGCUUAUCAUGAUGCAGUACCAAAGGAACAACUUGAAACUCCAAACAACUCAACACACCAUCAUAACACCCAGCUUGCUAACAUGGAACCAAAGCAAGAAUUGAAAGAAUGGGACGGGGCUGCAGGUGCUCUUGACCUGAGCAUCAAGAAACCAACUAGUCCCAGGUUAAAAUAUUCUGGAGAGGAUGGGGACACCACUGCUGGAGAGGAGAAACCUUUACUGGGCGAGCUUUCAUCUGGCAGAGAAAAAUCGGUUUCACCUGAAAACGUUGAAGUAGACUUGAAGCACAUAAAGGACAAAGUGGUGAUUCUAGUAUCCUCGGGUUGUGAUGGAGGAAGUGCGGUUGAUGUAGCUGCCUGUCCGUUACCUGAAUUGCCUCUGGAGGAUAACGUGGAAGGCACACUCAAGGAUGGCACGGAGUGUGCAGAAAGGGACAACAAUCUAUCAAGUGCAAUGUCUGUGGGCCCAGAUAUACUUCGCCAUCAUCAUGCCGAUUCUCCUUGUCCGCCUCAAGUGACAGAGUCAACUCCUCCUGCCUUGCCAGUGGAAGAUUCCACCUCGCCUUGUAACCUCAAGGUAGAACCUGGUAGUCCGUCACCGCAAGCAAUGGACCAUGCCAGUCACGACACGCCUAUCCAGGAUUCCGCAUUUCCUGAAGUGGUGCCAAAGACAGAUCCCGGCAGUCCCACGCCACCCACAGACAGGACUUCAAGUAGCACCAGUAGCACAGAUCAUAGCCCUGGUCCUUCAUGCACCAGUAGCACCAAUGCUAGCCCUGUUCCUUCGAGACCGUACAGCUCCAUGCUUCCCAUUCUGUCAAUACCCAAGGUUAGACUGAGACAGAAUAGGAGUGAGGGUCAAUUAUCCUGGACUCAUGUGCCGUCGGACUCGCCUUCUCUGAACGUAGGGGGAUACUUCCUAGAUGGACGUGGAGGGUCAACGUCCGGAGAACAGAGCGGCUUGGAUCCCAUGGAUUACAGCAGUAAGUCUUUGUCAAUGUCAGCGGAAAGUGGAACCGAUGACCCGAUGUUGAGACCCUCCCUUCUUCAGAUGGCUCUACAGCAUGGCUCAACUCAAGUCAACAUGCCAGCCACUUCACAGGCGCUGGAAGAGCAAAUGGAACUGAGACGAACAGGAAGUAGUGUAGGGACAUGCCCCACCUUGCCCAUCAACCCCAAGAAUUCUGGAAAAGCCAAACCUCGUACCAAGACUCGGGAGAAGCGGUACUACCAGUGUGAACAUUGUAACAUCAUCUAUGAGCAGCCCCGUAAGCUGGAACGGCACCUACAAGAUCUGGUUGGCAAACCACCUUACGUGUGCUGUUACUGCGACAUGGCAUUUCCAACUCUUGGUUGCAAGAGGUUUCACUCUCGUCUACAUGAGGACAAGACCAUGCCAUGUCCGUAUUGCCCGAAGGUAUUCCAUGAAAGGCGCAGGUAUGAUGAUCAUGUCCGCUCGCACACAGGCGAAGCACCGUUUAUGUGUCAGGAGUGUGGAAACGUUUACCGUACACGGAGUGCGCUCCGCAUCCACAAACGCACGCACGGCAACGACAAGCCCUUGCAGUGUCGUUUCUGCCCCAAGCGUUUCAUUCGGAUCGGAGAUGUUCAGGUGCAUGAACGCACCCAUACGGGAGAGAAGCCCUACAAAUGCGGGAUCUGUGAGAGUUCCUUUGCGACCAGCAGCCAAGUCAAUCGCCACAGACGCACACAUUCAGAAGAGCGCCCCCAUCAAUGUUCCUAUUGCAAUAAGACUUUCAAGAAUCCAGACUAUCUAAUAACUCAUGAAAAAAUGCACCUUGGCCAUAAGCCACACCACUGCAAGUACUGUCCUAAACAGUUCCGUACCCCAAGAGAAUUGGUUCAUCAUGAGCGUGUGCAUACAGGUGAGAAGCCCUUUGAGUGCAAGGAGUGUGGACAUCGCUUUUCCAAAAAGACCAACCUCAAACAGCACGAAUUGCAGCACACUGGUAUCAAGUCCUUCAAGUGUUCCAAGUGUCCAAAGUCCUUCUACAGGAAAGCAUCUCUUAUGUGGCAUGAGAAAAUCCAUGAGAAUCGGGAACGCUUCCUCUGUAAGGAAUGUGGCAAGCUGUUCUUCAAGGAGUCAUCGCGCGACAAGCAUGUCCGUAAAGCUCACGGUAAAGAUGAGGGUUCUGAGAGUGGCAAUGGGGACGGUGAUGUGUUGGAGGAGGACGACGGAGAAGAAGGUGAAUUACAGGAUACUGAAGGUGGAGAAUCAUCCCGUGAAAAAACCCCUGAUACGUAUCCCAGGGCUGCAUCGCGAGAAAAGCGUACUCCGAGUAAAGUCCAAAAUGAUGGAACUGAUAGCACAUGCGAGGAAUGUGGUAAGACAUUUCUGGCCCGCAGAUCACUCCUGCGACAUUACAGAGCGAUUCACAACCGCUACAUCUCCAGAAAUGGUGAGGGUGACUCUCCUGGGACAAAACCGAAGAAAUCCUUUUCUUGUAGAAUAUGCUCCGAGACAUUCCUGACUGAUCAUCUACGGCAUGUCCAUGAAGGUACGCACACCAACGCAUCCUUCACCUGUGAAACGUGCAGCAAAACGUUCUCCACUCGCCAGCUCCUUGUGAAGCACCAGAAGAUCCACUCCGAUGUCAAGCCUCACGUCUGUGAAACCUGCGGGAGUGCCUUCACCAUCAAGUGGUACUUGAACAGACACAUCAACAUCGUGCAUUCUGACGUGUACAGCCAUACCUGCUCCAUCUGCGACAAGAAAUUCAAAUCCAAGACGGCGCUCAGCGUCCACAUGCAACUCCACAACGUCGAAGGUAAGGUGUACAGAUGUGAUCAAUGCGAUGCAGAGUUUCACGUGAAGCGUUACCUUGCCAGACACAAGCGAAAGUACCACCGUGGCAAAGACAGUGCCAAGACUGCUCGCCGUGCCAACACUAAACACAAGGAAGAUUAUGAUGACGAUGAUGACGAUGACCCUAUGUAUGACUUCGAUGAUAACAUGGAUGAUGAUGGCUUUGAUGUCAUGAAUGAUGAUUCCCAAGCGGUGUCUGGGGUGUUCCUGCGUCAGAUGCUCUCCAAGGGCAGUGACCUGGAUGAUUUCAACAAAUCUUCUAAGGCACUUAACAACCAUGACCAUUCAGAUCUAGAAGACACUACAAAUACUUUAAAUAAUCAUGAAUCCGACAGUAAUAGUGUUCCUAAGGUUGAUAGUGACCAUGAUGGUUCUUCAUUUAAAAAGGUACCCAGCAAAGAUCAGGACAUUGAUCAAGAACACCAAUUAAUGCAAUCUUCUGCUGACAUUGCAAGUACCUCUAAAGAUAUCAGUUUUAACUUUACCCCAGAAGAUGAUGAUGCUGAACCUUUUGUUGACAGGGAGGAUAAUCAUGAUGACGAUGGAGGUGAUGAUGAUGAAUACGACGGUGCUUUUUCCCUUGAUGAUGAUGAAAUGUCAGAUUAUGUUUAACGACUAGAUUAUUCUUAUGCAGCAGUCAAACUACAUGUAACAAAACCGACUCCAGACAGAUCAAAGCUGCCGCGUUAUUUAGAAUGGCAUAUUGUCGAUUGGUGUGAAGUGGUUCUUGUUGGGUCAGUAUAGUUUUAGAGUGCAUUUAUCUGUAUUUUUGAUAGAGAGAAGGGCAGGCAACAAAAGGCUUAUUUAUUAUUCUCAUACCCCAUUUAUCAUAUCAACUCUUUGCACACUGAGCCAAUUUUUUUGGAUAAUAAUGACAAUUGUUUCCAAGUUAUUUUCAUCCAUAUUGCAUCAUUGAUGCUUAUAUAGAUGUCAUCCAAGAACAAUUGCCUUUUAUUAGUUUAUCUAAUUUGAAGGUAGGGGAGAAAAUUUCAAUUUAGUUGUACGACUGUGCAAACUUGCAACAUCAGCACGCAAAGGGUUAACCAACAUAUACAGGCUCUAUCCAUGUUACGUCCAUUUUCCAAACCCACCUCCAGACGUUUCCCAGAAAUCUCUCCGAGACUCUUCAAAUAAAAUCAAUCUAACCCUGGGGAGUAUUCCAUGAAACAAAUAAAUUAGUGAUUUUUUCACUAACAACUGUUAUAAGCUACUGAAAAAUUUU